This is a messenger RNA of Owenia fusiformis, 1340 nucleotides long. NCBI's taxonomy places the organism in Eukaryota, Metazoa, Annelida, Polychaeta, Sabellida, Oweniidae. The record is from the annotation of a GenBank genome assembly.
CAGUAACCAUGGGGACUAGACGGAGAUGAUGUUGUUGUUAACAGUUUUAAGUUAAUUACAGUGUGCAAGUAAAAUGGACAGGGCAGAAAUAUGCCCGAUGUAUGGCGAUCACCCUGGUUACCAGACAACGUACAGAGAUGUCUUCCAACCGUUUGAACCAUCAAGAUUACCACCAAUCAGAGGAAGGUUCCACCAGACCCCAUGUCUGUCCGUAAAAGACAAGAACAGGUUACAGCCACGCCAGUUUCCACUUGAACCAACAGGACCUCAGCGAAUAAUCGAGAUAGAGCGAGCCCCUGGCCUUGGUUUGGGGACAAAUACAAUCCAAACUGAAAAACUUCUAGAUGUCUCCGAGUCUAUCUCUCGUUCAAUUCCUCCCCACCGAGUCGAGAGUACCAUCGACCUUACCGAGAAAGCAGAGGGUAUGAAACCAAGGCCACCAAGCAGACGUUCCAAGGGACGAAGAGUGACAAAUGACGUGGUCGAUGCACUGGUGAACGCGCUGGAACACACCUCCACCACAACGAUUGCAUCGGAGGAAGCAUGCCUCCCAGUAAUAGAGACAGAGCCGGCAAAUACGACGCUGGAAGAGAACGCAGACAUGGUGAAAUACCGACCACAGAAGUAUGAACGCGAAGCAGAAACGUGGCAAACGGUUGGCUGGCAGUGGGACCGAGUUCAGCCGAGGCACAGAACCAGUAACUGCUACGUCAUAGAUAUAUCCAAACCUAAACUCCUCAGGAAAAGACAGGCCGAGGAGAAACUCAUGCCGAUAUCGGACAAGCUGAAACAGUUGGUGGAAAGCAAGCAGGUUAAAGGGACAUACGUAAGGCCAACCCCCGGCUAUGCAGGGUUCAAGCCACGUGCACCAGUAGAUGGUCCCAUAGAAAAGAAUGAAGAUCCAAGGAGAUGUAGUGUCAUGAAAGCUUCAUACAGACCACUGCCAGCAGAUAUCCCUAAGGAACUCCACCAUAGAGGGCCAUUCUCCAAGACAGUCACUUUAACAUAUCCAUAUAACCCAUUCAACAAAGUGGAGGAAGUUUCUCUCUGAUCAACAUACGUAUAUCAAGUGAUAUCCGAACUAAUGUUGAAUUUUAAGGCUAUCAUACAGUACAUUGUUAAUGGAAGGAUAAACAGUGUUUUGUUCAGUUCCAGGAUUCACACAAAUCAACACUAAAAACUAUUCAAUGUGUUUAUAAAUAUAUGUAUUACAAAUAUAGAGUGUAUAUACUGUACUACAGAUACAGGUAUUUACAUGACAAAAUCCCGCCACUUGGUAACAUUUGUGUACAAUAUUUCGGUCUAUUGAAAAGGUACUGUCUGAGGCAGAGAAAAUGAAA